This is a messenger RNA of Histoplasma mississippiense, 489 nucleotides long. RefSeq lists its product with no specific name. Lineage: Eukaryota; Fungi; Ascomycota; Eurotiomycetes; Onygenales; Ajellomycetaceae. The coding region runs from base 1 to 489 and encodes 162 amino acids. The record is from RefSeq and is a predicted model, not a curated record. The transcript is spliced from 4 exons.
AUGCCUGGUGUUCCUCCCGAUGCGCUUGACCAGCUGAAGAAGGGUUUCAAAAGGUUCUUCAGGGGACGCAAGAAGAGGUUUUCAACAGCCCAAGCCGCUACAGUAAAGGAUACUUCUGCAGAAGCUACCGCUGCUCCCGUGGCAGAUGCGGAGCCAACGGAGACUACACCAGCAGAGGCUGCUCCUGCUGCCCAACUGCGCCUGAUCCAUGAAAGGAAGCAACUCCAGCAGCUGCAGAUGCUGCCCCUACUCCAGCUCCAACUGCCGGUGGUGCUACGUCUGUCCCUGCAGCCGCUCCCACUGAAUCCCCAAACGCAGUCGACCCGGCGCCCCCAACCAACACCUGCCCCUGAAGCCAAACCCGCUGAGAUGCAGCCUGCUGAGGAUAAACCCGCUGAAGUCGCGGAACCACCCACAUCGGAAACUGAGCCGACACCAGAUACCUCCAAGCCGGCUGAUGCUCCCGCGCCCGCGGCUCCUGCUUCGUGA